This is a messenger RNA of Homo sapiens (human), 1811 nucleotides long. RefSeq names its product TNF superfamily member 13 (gene TNFSF13). Bases 291 to 1043 code for a protein of 250 amino acids. The record is from RefSeq and is marked reviewed. Lineage: Eukaryota; Metazoa; Chordata; Mammalia; Primates; Hominidae. Gene Ontology annotation, molecular function: tumor necrosis factor receptor binding. Gene Ontology annotation, biological process: positive regulation of isotype switching to IgA isotypes; cell communication; signaling. The transcript has 6 exons. Gene Ontology annotation, cellular component: membrane; extracellular region.
GUCACUGGCAGCCCUGUCCUUCCUAGAGGGACUGGAACCUAAUUCUCCUGAGGCUGAGGGAGGGUGGAGGGUCUCAAGGCAACGCUGGCCCCACGACGGAGUGCCAGGAGCACUAACAGUACCCUUAGCUUGCUUUCCUCCUCCCUCCUUUUUAUUUUCAAGUUCCUUUUUAUUUCUCCUUGCGUAACAACCUUCUUCCCUUCUGCACCACUGCCCGUACCCUUACCCGCCCCGCCACCUCCUUGCUACCCCACUCUUGAAACCACAGCUGUUGGCAGGGUCCCCAGCUCAUGCCAGCCUCAUCUCCUUUCUUGCUAGCCCCCAAAGGGCCUCCAGGCAACAUGGGGGGCCCAGUCAGAGAGCCGGCACUCUCAGUUGCCCUCUGGUUGAGUUGGGGGGCAGCUCUGGGGGCCGUGGCUUGUGCCAUGGCUCUGCUGACCCAACAAACAGAGCUGCAGAGCCUCAGGAGAGAGGUGAGCCGGCUGCAGGGGACAGGAGGCCCCUCCCAGAAUGGGGAAGGGUAUCCCUGGCAGAGUCUCCCGGAGCAGAGUUCCGAUGCCCUGGAAGCCUGGGAGAAUGGGGAGAGAUCCCGGAAAAGGAGAGCAGUGCUCACCCAAAAACAGAAGAAGCAGCACUCUGUCCUGCACCUGGUUCCCAUUAACGCCACCUCCAAGGAUGACUCCGAUGUGACAGAGGUGAUGUGGCAACCAGCUCUUAGGCGUGGGAGAGGCCUACAGGCCCAAGGAUAUGGUGUCCGAAUCCAGGAUGCUGGAGUUUAUCUGCUGUAUAGCCAGGUCCUGUUUCAAGACGUGACUUUCACCAUGGGUCAGGUGGUGUCUCGAGAAGGCCAAGGAAGGCAGGAGACUCUAUUCCGAUGUAUAAGAAGUAUGCCCUCCCACCCGGACCGGGCCUACAACAGCUGCUAUAGCGCAGGUGUCUUCCAUUUACACCAAGGGGAUAUUCUGAGUGUCAUAAUUCCCCGGGCAAGGGCGAAACUUAACCUCUCUCCACAUGGAACCUUCCUGGGGUUUGUGAAACUGUGAUUGUGUUAUAAAAAGUGGCUCCCAGCUUGGAAGACCAGGGUGGGUACAUACUGGAGACAGCCAAGAGCUGAGUAUAUAAAGGAGAGGGAAUGUGCAGGAACAGAGGCGUCUUCCUGGGUUUGGCUCCCCGUUCCUCACUUUUCCCUUUUCAUUCCCACCCCCUAGACUUUGAUUUUACGGAUAUCUUGCUUCUGUUCCCCAUGGAGCUCCGAAUUCUUGCGUGUGUGUAGAUGAGGGGCGGGGGACGGGCGCCAGGCAUUGUCCAGACCUGGUCGGGGCCCACUGGAAGCAUCCAGAACAGCACCACCAUCUAGCGGCCGCUCGAGGGAAGCACCCGCCGGUUGGCCGAAGUCCACGAAGCCGCCCUCUGCUAGGGAAAACCCCUGGUUCUCCAUGCCACACCUCUCUCCAGGUGCCCUCUGCCUCUUCACCCCACAAGAAGCCUUAUCCUACGUCCUUCUCUCCAUCUAUCGGACCCCAGUUUCCAUCACUAUCUCCAGAGAUGUAGCUAUUAUGCGCCCGUCUACAGGGGGUGCCCGACGAUGACGGUGCCUUCGCAGUCAAAUUACUCUUCGGGUCCCAAGGUUUGGCUUUCACGCGCUCCAUUGCCCCGGCGUGGCAGGCCAUUCCAAGCCCUUCCGGGCUGGAACUGGUGUCGGAGGAGCCUCGGGUGUAUCGUACGCCCUGGUGUUGGUGUUGCCUCACUCCUCUGAGCUCUUCUUUCUGAUCAAGCCCUGCUUAAAGUUAAAUAAAAUAGAAUGAAUGAUA